GCCGAACCCCUUCCCUUCACCAAGUAUAAAUCGCCUACCAUGACCGUCGUUUACACUGUGCUUGCCUUCUGCCCUCCAUUUCCGCCCUCCCUUCGUCUGUAAUUUUACGCACUUCUUUUCGUAUUCUUGAUCCUCAGUCGCUUCUACACGUUGCCGAUGGCGCUGCCAAACCAGGCCACCGUAGAUUACCCUAGCUUUAAGCUUGUAAUUGUCGGAGAUGGUGGAACAGGGAAGACAACUUUUGUAAAACGUCAUCUUACUGGAGAGUUCGAGAAGAAAUACGAACCUACAAUCGGAGUUGAAGUUCAUCCACUGGACUUCUUUACGAACUAUGGAAAGAUAAGGUUUUACUGCUGGGAUACCGCUGGUCAGGAGAAGUUUGGUGGACUUAGAGAUGGUUACUACAUUCAUGGGCAGUGUGCCAUCAUCAUGUUUGAUGUCACAGCUCGUUUAACAUACAAAAAUGUCCCAACAUGGCAUCGUGAUCUCUGCAGGGUUUGUGAGAACAUACCAAUCGUAUUGUGUGGAAACAAGGUGGAUGUGAAAAACAGACAGGUUAAAGCAAAGCAAGUGACCUUCCACAGGAAGAAAAAUCUUCAGUACUACGAAAUCUCAGCAAAGAGUAACUACAACUUUGAGAAGCCCUUCUUGUACCUUGCCAGAAAGCUUGCUGGGAAUCCAGAACUCCACUUUGUCGAAUCACCUGCCCUUGCUCCUCCUGAAGUCCAAAUUGACUUGGCCGUUCAAGAACAGCAUGAACGAGAGUUGGCGCAAGCUGCUGUACAACCUCUUCCUGACGAAGAUGACGAUGCUUUUGACUAAGUGCCUUAUUUUAUACAAAGGGCGUGCAUUUGGGGCAAGCUUUUGCCGUAUAGUGAUUGUGGUUCGUACGGGUCGGUUGGUUGUGUCUCGCUAUGUCUGUUUCAUAGUAGGUUUUGGUUUUGGUUAUGGUUUGAUAUAUUUUAACUACUGUUAUCGGUUUACAAUUUUGAUAAAUGAAUAGCAUUUGCACUUUCUUUGUUUUA
Molecule: messenger RNA, 1025 nt
Organism: Cucumis sativus (cucumber)
Lineage: Eukaryota; Viridiplantae; Streptophyta; Magnoliopsida; Cucurbitales; Cucurbitaceae
Product: GTP-binding nuclear protein Ran1A
Exons: 8
Coding region: 157-822 (221 amino acids)
Biological process (GO): protein import into nucleus; ribosomal subunit export from nucleus
Cellular component (GO): nucleus; cytoplasm
Molecular function (GO): GTPase activity; GTP binding
Source: RefSeq, a predicted model, not a curated record